This is a messenger RNA of Exophiala viscosa, 1260 nucleotides long. RefSeq lists its product as uncharacterized. The transcript is spliced from 3 exons. The record is from RefSeq and is a predicted model, not a curated record. Bases 1 to 1260 code for a protein of 419 amino acids. Lineage: Eukaryota; Fungi; Ascomycota; Eurotiomycetes; Chaetothyriales; Herpotrichiellaceae.
AUGCCUCCUUUUCAAUCUUUCGAUUAUGAGAAGGAUGAGGGCUGGGCUUCCCUGUCGAGUGCCUCCUCCGACCUCUCCGAAGAUGAGCUGGACAAUCAGGAGGAGACUACCACCCAUACAGAACCAGAGUCUAGAUGGACGACCGUUACCACAGUCAAAUUCGAAUCGCUCUCACCUUCACCCUCUCCUUGUCCCGGCUCGAGUUCCAACCUCCUGUAUGAUAUCCCUGCUACUAGGCCCGAGGAAUGGUCGGACGCAACUACUGAGGACGAGGAAGAGAACAAGCUGUUACAAGAGUUCAUGCGUGCACCAACUUCGGUCGACCAUGACUACAAUCCACAUGUCCAUGCCAACUCGGGCCAACGCCGCUCAAGUCGCCAGCACAGCGCUGUAAGCGGAGAUGUGGGCGAUUCGCAUGCUACACUGGCCUAUCCGACAACUCGCACAGAGGAGUCUAGCUCCAAUCCAGACUAUCAGACACAGGACGCUCUUAGAAAACGGAAAUUCGUAGAUUACGCCAGAAUUCCCCGGAAUCCUUACACUAAGGAUGGCAAGAGGCGCAUUCUGGCUGGGGACGCGGCAGCUGUUUGGAGGCUCUUUCGGAGGUUAGAGGCCUCGAAGGAGUGGGGAAAAUUGAGUCAGGCGGAACGAGAAGCACUCCGAGCAAGUGAGAAAGAGAAGUUGAUGCACGAACGGUUUGAGAACCGCCAGUCCUGGGAAUAUUGGACGAGCGACUUAGCACCACCUCCAAGGCAACCCAAAAAACGCGUGAAGGUCGAGCCUGCUGAACACUCACGACCUGUUCAGACCAAAAAACGCAUGCCGGCCGACCCUACUGAACACUCGCGACUUGUCCAAUCAGGCCGGAAUAAAGAGCCUGCGCAACGUGCUGAUUCUGCUGAACGAGCUAUUUUGGCAACCCUAACUUCGCCUACGAUAGACGACGACGACGAGUCCCAGCUUUCCGGUUCAGACUCAGAGGAAGAGGAUAAUACGAAGGGUGCAGAUGCUUCCCCACGGAAGAAGACAUACGGCCCUCCUCCCUACAAGAACCGAAAACGACAAAAUAUCUCACGCAGGGAGCUACGAAAUUAUAUCUUUCUUGCCGCAUGCGUAAAGCAUGCACAGAACAGACUCGAGCCGGACUGGACUGCCCUUUCAGAAGAUCUGGGUAUCUCACCACAUACUGCGGACAACAAAUUACGGAGGUUGAAGAAACGGCUUGUCGCAGAAGGUGCGGAGUUUGGACAUCGCUGGUGA